AUGACGACGCCGGGGAUGAGGACGAACGAGACGGUGGGAGUACCUCACCAUGUCCUGCUGAAGCACUCGGAAAAUCUGACCCUGUUCACCUCAUACCACGCUCUCUCGGAGUGUCUGUUCGACAUGGUGAAGGGCUCCGAUACUUCGUUCGAGGUGGAUCGGUACUGCUGCUCUCCCUGA
Messenger RNA from Thermothielavioides terrestris NRRL 8126, 180 nucleotides. RefSeq lists its product as uncharacterized. The transcript is spliced from 2 exons. The coding region runs from base 1 to 180 and encodes 59 amino acids. NCBI's taxonomy places the organism in Eukaryota, Fungi, Ascomycota, Sordariomycetes, Sordariales, Chaetomiaceae. The record is from RefSeq and is a predicted model, not a curated record.